GAAAGCCAGAAGCCGCUGCGCUUUAGCCCUGCCAAACGAGCACAAAGUUCUUUUCUGUUCUUCAACUUCUUUUACUUCUGCUGGCGACCCUCGGUCCUAGGCUACUCUAUCGGCUUGCUUAUUCAAACUUCUUCGAUGUUUCUCUCUCACUGAGCAAACUCGGCUUCACUCUCAUCAGACUCCUUUUGGAGAAUCUGUCCGGACGAGAGGAUGGAUUCUUCUGGGACGACGCUCAUGGAUCUCAUCACGGCAGACCCAUCGCCGAUGCCUUCCACCUCCUCCACUGCGUCAGCCACCAGUCCCAAAAUCAAUUUUGCGGCGGCUCCUCCUUCUACACUCGGCAAACCGGCAGCACCAACAGAUCGAAAGCCGAAGAAAAGCACCUUUAUGCAGAUCCAAUCCGAGACCAUUUCUGUCGCCAAAGCUUUGAAUCCCGUCAGAACCAACAUUAUGCCCCAGAAACAAAAGAAAAAGCCGGUUUCAUAUUCACAACUUGCUAGGAGCAUUCAUGAGCUUGCUGCAACAUCUGAUCAGAAAAGCUCCCAGAAGCAGUUAAUUCAUCAUGUUUUCCCGAAGCUUGCAGUUUAUAAUUCGGUUGAUCCUUCUUUGGCACCGUCUCUUCUCAUGCUCAAUCAGCAAUGCGAGGAUAGGAGUAUUUUACGCUAUGUUUACUACUAUUUAGCCAGGAUUCUAUCGGACAAUGGCUCUCAAGGUUUAAGUGCAGCUGGUGGGAUCCCCACACCAAAUUGGGAUGCUCUUGCUGACAUUGAUGCUAUUGGAGGAGUGACUAGAGCAGAUGUUGUACCUCGAAUUGUUAAUCAGCUUACUGCAGAGGCUUCAAAUGUUGAUGUUGAAUUUCAUGCACGGAGACUUGCUGCUUUGAAGGCUCUUACCUAUGCUCCAUCAAGCAAUAAUGAAAUUUUGGCCAAGUUAUAUGAAAUUGUAUUUGGCAUUCUUGAUAAGGUAGCUGAUACAAAACAAAAACGCAAGAAAGGCAUGCUUAGUAGCAAGGGUGGAGAUAAGGAGUUUAUUAUUCGAAGCAAUUUGCAAUAUGCUGCCCUUAGUGCUUUGAGAAAACUUCCUUUAGAUCCAGGGAAUCCAGUAUUCCUCCAUCGUUCUGUUCAGGGGGUGUCAUUUUCUGAUCCAGUUGCUGUGAGGCAUUCUCUUGAAAUUAUUUCUGAGUUAGCUACCAGAGAUCCUUAUUCUGUUGCAAUGGCAUUGGGAAAACUUGUCCUCCCAGGAGGGGCUCUACAGGAUGUUCUCCAUUUGCAUGAUGUUCUUGCUAGAGUUGCUCUUGCAAGACUUUGUCAUACAAUAUCUAGGGCUCGUGCAUUAGAUGAAAGACCUGAUAUUAAAGCUCAGUUUACAUCUGUACUCUAUCAACUUCUUCUGGAUCCUAGUGAAAGGGUUUGUUUUGAGGCAAUUCUGUGUGUAUUAGGCAAAUUUGAUAGUGCAGAGAGGACUGAAGAACGAGCUGCUGGGUGGUAUCGGUUAACCAGAGAAAUUCUCAAGUUGCCAGAGGCACCAUCUGCAUCAUCAAAGGAAAUUAAUGUUGAGUCUAAAGAUGGCCUUCCACCAAAGCCUUCCAAAGAUAAAUCUCAAAAAUCAAGGCGUCCUCAGCCUCUUAUCAAACUUGUGAUGAGAAGGUUGGAGAGUUCUUUCCGGAGUUUCUCCAGGCCUGUACUUCAUGCAGCAGCCAGAGUUGUGCAGGAGAUGGGAAAGAGUCGUGCUGCAGCGUUUGCAUUAGGUGUACAGGAUAUUGAUGAAGGAGCUCAUCUUAAUACAUAUUCUGAAGCGAUUGAUGCAGUGGAACCAGAUCUCAGUGAAAGUUCACAAUCUGAGGCUAACAGAAAGGCUUCUUCAGUAUCUAAUAGAAGCAAUGGCAAGGAUACCAUUGCAAGCCUAUUGGCUUCUCUAAUGGAAGUAGUGCGAACAACUGUAGCAUGUGAAUGUGUUUAUGUUCGAGCAAUGGUCAUUAAGGCUUUGAUUUGGAUGCAAAGUCCACAUGAAUCAUUUGAAGAACUAGAAUCCAUUAUUGCAUCUGAGCUCUCUGAUCCAGCUUGGCCGUCGGCAAUGUUGAAUGACAUCUUACUUACAUUGCAUGCAAGGUUUAAGGCUACUCCAGAUAUGGCUGUCACUCUUCUUGAAAUUGCAAGAAUUUUUGCUACUAAAGUUCCAGGAAAGAUUGAUGCUGAUGUUCUGCAGCUGCUAUGGAAAACAUGCCUUGUUGGGGCUGGGCCAGGUGGCAAGCAUACAGCUUUGGAAGCAGUCACAAUAGUUCUUGAUUUGCCACCACCGCAGCCUGGUUCAAUGUCAGGACUUACUUCCGUAGAUGGUGUAUCUGCAUCUGAUCCAAAAUCAGCUCUGGCAUUACAGAGAUUAGUGCAAGCAGCGGUAUGGUUCCUUGGAGAAAAUGCAAAUUAUGCUGCAUCUGAAUAUGCUUGGGAAUCUGCAACCCCUCCUGGUACUGCAUUAAUGAUGUUAGAUGCAGACAAAAUGGUGGCUGCUGCUAGUUCUCGGAAUCCCACCUUAGCAGGUGCAUUAACUCGGCUCCAGAGGUGUGCUUUUAGUGGGAGCUGGGAGGUUCGCAUUAUUGCUGCUCAAGCUUUAAUAACCAUGGCAAUCAGGUCUGGUGAGCCUUUUAGGCUACAGAUUUAUGAAUUCUUACAUGCUUUAUCAUUAGGUGGAGUGCAGUCUCAAUUCUCAGAUAUGCAUCUUAGUAAUGGAGAAGAUCAAGGGGCUAGUGGUACUGGCCUUGGAUCCUUGAUAAGUCCCAUGUUGAAGGUUCUUGAUGAAAUGUACAUGGGACAAGAUGACCUCAUCAAAGAAAUACGGAAUCAUGAUAAUGCAAAAAAGGAGUGGUCAGAUGAGGAGCUUAAGAAAUUAUAUGAGACCCAUGAGAAACUUCUUGAUCAAGUUUCAUUGUUUUGUUACGUACCAAGAGCAAAAUAUCUACCCUUGGGGCCAAUAAGCGCAAAACUCAUAGACAUUUAUCGCACCCAGCACAUAAGUGCAUCAACUGGUCUGAAUGAUCCAGCUGUUGCUACAGGGAUUUCUGACCUUGUCUAUGAGUCUAAAGCAACGCCUGCUGAGCCUGAUACACUUGAUGAUGACCUGGUAAAUGCAUGGGCUGCAAGCCUAGGUGAUGAUAGCUUGUGGGGAAAUAAUGCAACAGCAAUGAACAGGGUUAAUGAAUUUCUUGCCGGUGCGGGAACUGAUGCUCCAGAUGUUGGCGAGGAGAACAUUGUCUCUAGACCUUCAGUUGGUUAUGAUGAUAUGUGGGCAAAGACACUUUUAGAAGCUUCAGAACCCGAGGAAGAUGAUGCAAGGUCAUCUGGAACAUCUUCUCCUGAGUCAACAGGAUCAGUUGAGACUUCCAUAUCAUCCCAUUUUGGUGGGAUGAGCUACCCAUCAUUGUUCAGUUCACGACCAUCUGGCUAUGGGGCUUCAAAAACCUCGGAGAAAUUAUCAGCACCAGCUGCCAGCAGAUUUAGUGGUCCCUCUGUUGGUUCUGCAUCAAAAUCCGAGGGUCUUGGUUCUCCGGCUAGAGAAGACCCUCCAUCAUAUUCAGCAUCUGUUACGCAGAGAUAUGAGUCAUUUGAGAACUCACUAGCUGGGCAUGGCACGCAAAGUUUUGGAUCACAAGAUGAUGAACCAAGUUCUUCCGAAAAUCCACAGUUUGGAAAAGCACUUUAUGACUUCACUGCUGGUGGUGAUGAUGAGCUCAACCUGACAGCAGGAGAGGAAGUUGAAAUAGAAUACGAGGUGGAUGGAUGGUUCUAUGUCAAGAAGAAACGCCCUGGAAGGGAUGGAAAAAUGGCUGGUUUGGUACCUGUCCUCUAUGUUAGUCAAUCUUGAUAUAAUGGGAAUUAUCUUUACAAAGGUUUUACUGUCUCCUGUCUACAUUUUAUUUGGUCAUCUUCUCCCUCUUCUCAUACCUUGUGAGUGACAUUCAAAACCUUCAAUUAUUUAUUUAUUUUUUUUUUUCUGUGAGAGUUCAACCCUACAAUUAUGAGUUCUUUAUACUCUACAACUUUCCAGCUAUUGUUUUUUCUUCCCCCGUAAGCUAAACUUUUCCUCAUUAGUAGGCAAUAGUAGUGAGAGCUUGAGAGCUUGAAUUUGACAUUGCAUUUCUCAUCUUUAAUUUCUCUUCUCCCUUUGAUUCACAAAGGUCGUCACUUCCUUUUUUUUUUUCUCUCCAUUAGCACCCCCUCCCUCUUUUAUAGAAUUAUCUAGUGCUUGCACCUUUUUUGGUUAUGGUUCUUAUUUGUAGGCAAAUUUCCUCUCAGCUUUUUCUUUUUGUGUAUUCAAUCUGUUUGUCUUUGCAAUUAAUUUGCUGGCGUACUCUCACAAUUGUAACUUCAUACUUUUUAAAUGAGCAAUCAGUGUAGAAGCUUGAUAUUUCCCCAGCAAUGGUGAUGGUUUUUUGUAUUCAAUGGAAUCAAUUAAUAUGUUUC
Molecule: messenger RNA, 4457 nt
Organism: Nelumbo nucifera (sacred lotus)
Lineage: Eukaryota; Viridiplantae; Streptophyta; Magnoliopsida; Proteales; Nelumbonaceae
Molecular function (GO): protein binding
Source: RefSeq, a predicted model, not a curated record